ACCUGUGUUACUGAGUGGACGAGACAGCAUUACCGUUACAAUGGUACAAGAGGAAGCAUAAACCACACCUGGCACGUGAGAGACAGGGGGGAGCAAUUAAGCUCUCCGUUAAGGCAAGAACAGACACCUUGGAUGUAAAUGGCAGGAACAGUGACCGGGAAAAACAAAAAUGUAGCUGUGAGGCAGGAGGGAAAGAAACUGCUGAACAUUCAUUAAUUGUGGAAUCUAGCAACUACGAGAAGAGGAGGGGAAUGUUAAAAGAUAGUCAGAAGCGGACGACGGGGCAAUGCCUUAACACAGUGCCGGGAGGAAUGGCCACAACAUGAACCAUGAACCAAGGAAAAGGAUGGAAAAUUAGUGAUUCGAGCAGGGAAAUAAGUGAAUAUGUGUAAAUUUGAGUGUUACAGUCCUUUACGGCGAGAAAAAGACAAGUGAGGACUGUGAGGUGACGCAAUUGAAAAGCAAAUUGUGUGUUGAAGCAGAAAAGAGGAUGAAGAGGAGGGAAACGUAGGAGCAGUACAGGUCAGAGGAAGAAGAGUGGAAGGAGAGCAGUGGUGAGUGCAAGACAGUGUUGUGAGGUGCUGGUGGGCCACAAGCACCUCCCCUUGAUCCAGUUGACCUGAAAGUGGAAGAGAUACUUAGGGAGAAGAAUGAAACUGUUGACGGCGUUGUUACUUUGGAUAUAACCGAUAUCUCGUUGAUCAAGAUGGAAGGAAACUGGUGUAACUUUGGUCAAAGGGAUUCAGGUCAACGUUACAACAGGCCAAGUUAUCCUCGUAAUCAAAGGUACAAUGACAGCUUCUCAAGCCACAGGUCAAGUGAAGAUCACUUUACCAACAGGAACAGAUCAGGAGGUCAAGACUGGGAUUGUUCAGCAUGCAGAUUUAACAACUUCUCAAAUAGGACUGUCUGCUUCAAAUGCAAACUAGCCAAAGAUGAAACCAGCAGCUUCAGUACCGAGACAGUUUCUUCUUGGGGGGGCCAGGAUGCUUCAGACUCCCCAGAGGAGGGAUUGAUUGAUUGGGACAAUUUUAAGGAGAAAAAUGAGAAAUAUGAAGCUGAAAGACUCUCCAGCCUUCCUCCCCUUGAGAAAAAUGUUUAUAUUGAACAUCCUGAAGUCAAAGCUAUGAGUACUCAACAAGUGGAGAGCUUCAGGAAGGAGAAUUUUGAUAUGACGGUUUCUGCUAGUCAUGGCUGUGAAGAGCCUAUUCCAAACCCUGUGCAGACCUUCAGGCAAGCCUUUGACCCUUAUCCGGAUAUUUUGAAGGAGAUUGAACGUCAAGGUUUUCAGACUCCAUCACCAAUACAGUGCCAGUCAUGGCCCAUCCUCAUGCAGGGACUUGACAUGAUUGGAAUAGCUCAGACUGGAACAGGCAAGACCUUGGCCUUCAUCCUGCCAGCACUUCUUCAUAUUGUUGCCCAGCCAACUCCUCGCAAGCAGCGUGUGGGACCCACCUGUCUUGUUCUCGCCCCCACCAGAGAGCUAGCACAGCAAAUUGAGAAGGAAGUGUCAAAAUACAAUUAUGAUGGUAUAAAAUGUGUGUGUGUGUAUGGCCAGGGGGACCAGAGGACCCAAAUACAGAAGAUUAGAGCCAAAGCAGAGAUUGUAGUGGCCACUCCUGGAAGGCUGAAUGAUUUUACUUCCAGAGGCAUUCUCAAUCUGAGUGUAGUGUCAUACCUGGUGCUGGAUGAGGCUGACCGCAUGCUGGACAUGGGAUUUGAGCCACAGAUACGCAAGGCAGUGAUGCUGACUCGCCCUGACCGUCAAAGUGUUAUGACCAGUGCUACAUGGCCAGAAGGAGUUCGGGAUUUGGCAAGCAAGUUGAUGAAAAACCCAUUCACUGUGGUGGUUGGGAGUCUGGACCUCAAGGCUGUCCACACUGUGACACAGAAGGUAGUGAUGUGUGAAGAGGAUAAUAAGAAAGAUGAGCUUAUAAGAUUCAUCACCAGUUUGCGACAGAAAGAGAAGGCAAUUGUAUUUGUUGGAAGGAAGUGUGUGGUGGAUCUUCUGUCUGUGGAAAUGCUGGAAGAAGGUUUGCAUGUGUGUAUAAUGCAUGGUGAUAUCAACCAAGAGGACAGAGAACAGUCUCUACAGGACCUGAAGUCCGGCAGAUCAAAAGUUCUCAUUGCCACAGAUGUUGCCUCACGGGGUAUUGAUGUCAACGAUGUGACACACAUUUUGAACUAUGACUGUCCGCGAGACAUGGAGGAGUAUGUGCACCGUGUUGGCCGCACUGGACGGGCUGGUCGUUCAGGCGUGGCCAUCACACUCAUCACACGCAGUGACUGGAGCAGAGCAGAGAAGCUAAUAGAUAUUCUCCAGAAGUCAAAUCAGGAGGUACCCAGGUGGCUGGUGCGCAUGAUGGAACGCUUCAGGGAGCAGCAGGCCAAGAGGAGGCUUAAUCCCAGGCCACUCUACCACUAGAAACUAAGUCACAUGGUAUUUACAAAUAUAAUGAAACACUCAGGAUAGGUAUAAAUGCAAGGCACAAGAUUUACUGUAUUAUUUUCAUAAGCAAAGAUAUUUUUGUGGAAAUCAGUUGUGAUAUAUUUGAGUAACUGCAGUAAUGCAAUGAAAAAUCCAAUAAUGUAACACUCAGGAGGCAUGAGUUUGAUCCCCAGCACUCUGUGGUGGUACAUUAUGGUCAUGAAAUUUUGUACACACUGUGCUGAUGGAAAAAUCUGAUGUUUGAGAUUUAAUAAUUUUGUUUCAUGUACAACUACAAAAUGACCUCAUAAGUACACAUUCUAAAAUUAACAUGUAAUGAAGUAUAAGAUGGCCAUAUCUUGGAGGGUAUUGAGUUCUCUAGAAAAUAUCUUGCAAGAGUAAUCAAGUUCAAAUGUUGAGCAUCAUCUCUUUCAUUGAAAGUACAAAUAACACCACUUGAAUGCAAUACUGCAGGGAAGUGUUACAUAACCUGUAUGUACAUCAUAUGUUACAAUAAUGAGGACUUCCUGUAAGCCUUCUAUUUAGUUGGAUAAGUAAUAAUGUUUGAUUUGUAAAAUGUGCUAAAUAAAACCUAAACAUAU
This is a messenger RNA of Eriocheir sinensis (Chinese mitten crab), 3030 nucleotides long. RefSeq names its product probable ATP-dependent RNA helicase DDX43. The transcript is spliced from 14 exons. The record is from RefSeq and is a predicted model, not a curated record. The coding region runs from base 707 to 2425 and encodes 572 amino acids. Gene Ontology annotation, molecular function: RNA helicase activity; RNA binding; ATP binding. NCBI's taxonomy places the organism in Eukaryota, Metazoa, Arthropoda, Malacostraca, Decapoda, Varunidae.